GAAUAUUAAUGCAAAAAUGCCAUACGAAGGAAAUGAGAAAGUUGGGAAAAUACUACAUUGCUGCAUCCUAUGUGAAGUAUAUAGAGGCUGCAGGUGCAAGAGUUGUACCCAUAAGGAUUGAUCUUACACAGGAAGACUAUGCUGGGCUUUUCAGAUCUAUUAAUGGAAUUCUUUUUCCUGGAGGAAGUGUUAGCAUAUUGAAUUCAGAUUAUUCCCACGUGGCCAAAAUAUUUUACAGCAAGGCCAUAGAGAGUUAUGAUGAUGGCGACCAUUUUCCUGUGUGGGGAACAUGUCUUGGAUUUGAGACGCUCUCCUUUCUGGUUAGCGGAGAGAACUUGCUAACGCUUACAGACACGGUAUCAAUUUCAUUGCCCUUGAACUUCACUGAAGGUGCCUUACAGGGCCGAAUGUUCCAGAGUUUUCCUGCUGAGUUAUUGGUGUCACUAGCAUUAGAACCUCUGACUGCAAAUUUUCACAAAUGGAGCCUCUCUGUGAAGAACUUUACAGAAAACAAAAAGUUAAACAAGUUUUUCAAUAUAUUAACAACAAAUACAGAUGGCAUCACAGAGUUCAUUUCAUCCAUGGAAGGACGUAAAUAUCCAAUCUAUGCUGUCCAGUGGCACCCUGAGAAAGCACCAUAUGAGUGGAAAGGAUUGAAAGGCAUUUCCCAUGCACCAAAUUCUGUGAAGACGGCAUUUUACUUAGCAGAUUUCUUUGUUUCUGAAGCCCGGAAAAACAAUCAUCGCUAUGAGAACGUAUUUGAGGAAAUGCGAUCCUUGAUUUAUCAAUUCAAACCAGUUUAUACUGGAAAUAUUUCUACAUUUGAGCAGUGUUACUUGUUUCGCUGAGAGUCUUCAAUAUGGUAACAAGGCAACUUAGAGCAAUUCAGUGAUUGAAUUGCUAACUCACUGCUAAUGGCAACAUGAGGAAGCCAUACAGAUUCCUUUUCUGUACCUGGUUCUGAUUCUUCACUUAGUACAUGAUUAUUUUUAUCAUAUUUGAUAACUCCACAAUGAAAAAGUCUUAGUGUUUUUCAUGGAAAAGUUUUCUGGUGUCUAAAGAUUAGAAAAAUAUAAAUUUUUUGAAAGUAUA
This is a messenger RNA of Cricetulus griseus (Chinese hamster), 1092 nucleotides long. The record is from RefSeq and is a predicted model, not a curated record. NCBI's taxonomy places the organism in Eukaryota, Metazoa, Chordata, Mammalia, Rodentia, Cricetidae.